This is a messenger RNA of Salvia hispanica, 772 nucleotides long. RefSeq names its product Lojap-related protein. Gene Ontology annotation, biological process: negative regulation of translation; negative regulation of ribosome biogenesis. NCBI's taxonomy places the organism in Eukaryota, Viridiplantae, Streptophyta, Magnoliopsida, Lamiales, Lamiaceae. Gene Ontology annotation, molecular function: ribosomal large subunit binding. The record is from RefSeq and is a predicted model, not a curated record.
AUCCCAAAUUUUCAAAUACGCGAUACCUUCCAGUAGAAUCCCUAGAUAUUCCGGCGACAGGCGACGGCGCAACUGCAAUGUGGUCAGCUUUACGCGGCGGAGCCCUAUCAUCUUCGCAUUCCGCCAUUUCUCACCACUUGAAAAACCUAGCCUCUUCCACUCCCAUUUUCAGCCAUAAUUUUUCUUCAUCCGCCCUCAGCAGCGUCGAGAAGAACAAGGAGCUGUUGAGCUUGGCAGAAGUUGAGAAAAUACUCCAAGACGUCAGAGCGGAUGAUGUCACGGUUAUUCCGGCGCCAAAAGGCUCUGAAUUCGCCGAUUACAUGGUUAUCGCCACCGGUCGAUCCCCGUGGCACGUCCGCAAUAUCUCCCAAGCCCUAAUUUACCAGGUUAAGCAAAAGCAGCGAGGAGCAAAGAGGGUCUUGCUGCCUAGUGUGGUAGGGCAGGAGGGAGGAAAAUGGAUUGUUAUCGACUCUGGUAAGCUAAUUGUUCAUGCUGUCGAUGAGAAAGCAAGAUCUUAUUACAACUUCGAGGGGCUCUGGGCUGCAAAACCAUCGAACGUAGAGGAUUGUCAGGAUUUGGAGAAGGCUUUCGUCAAGGUUCGCCCCAAGAAUAACUCCAAGAAACGCCCACAAGUGCGUGCAGCAUAGUUAAAUGUUGUACUUAUGGGACGAACAUUACAAGUUUUCGUUACUCUCGUCUUUGAGAGCAUAAAUCAUAAGCUCAGUUUGGAUACGCUAGAACGAAUCAUAUAUCAUAAGUUCAGUUUGAUGAA